UUUUGGGGAUAAAUUGUCGGACCGAUUACAGAGUUCGAUGAGGCUGUUGCAUUUAGCUUUUGUUGUUGCUUUGGUAUCUGGAUUUUCUGCCAUUCUCGUUUACAUCAAUGGCGUUUCCAAUCUGGAUGGGUCGUUUAGUAUUUCUAGUGAAGAUCUGGAAGCGCUGAAAUCACUGCGGAUUCAUUUCCAGAAGUGUGUGAGUGCAAAUGGAUUAGGUUUACAAGCUGUACCUGGGAAGGAUAAUUGCGAGGUUUCUCUAAAAUUUCCUCAAGACACGAUUCCGAAAUGGAAAGAUCCCAAAACAGGUGAACUCGAAGGCUUGACUUUUGACUUUAACCUAUGUGAAGCAGUAGCUACGUGGGAACAGGUGCGGAAUAGUACCACAAUACUGACUCGAGAGUUCAUUGAUGCUUUACCUAAUGGAUGGGAAGAAUAUGCUUGGCAGAGGAUCAAUAAGGGAAUAAAUCUGAAUAGAUGUGAGAAUAAAACACUGUGUGUGGAGAAACUCUCUCUGGUUCUGCCAGACAGACCACCCUAUAUACCAAGACAGUUUGGUCGAUGUGCUGUCAUUGGUAACUCAGGAGAUCUCCUGAAAACGAAAUUCGGCAAAGAAAUAGAUGGUUAUGAUGCAGUUAUAAGGGAGAACGGAGCACCUAUACAGAACUAUACAGACUAUGUUGGUACAAAAAGCACAUUUCGCCUGCUCAACAGGGGCUCAGCUAAAGCGCUUGAUAAAGUUGCGGAGUUGUAUGAUAAGGGAAAGGAGGUCUUGUUAGUCAAAACAACAAUACACGAUAUCAUGAACAAGAUGAUCCGGGAAGUUCCUAUUCUGAAUCGUGUAUAUCUCAUGCUGGGUGCAUCCUUUGGAUCAGCUGCAAAAGGUACUGGGCUGAAGGCUCUUGAGUUUGCUCUCUCCACAUGUGACACUGUUGACAUGUAUGGUUUCACUGUCGACCCUGGUUACAAAGAAUGGACAAGAUAUUUCUCAGAGUCUCGACAAGGUCAUACCCCUCUGCAGGGUAGGGCUUACUACCAAAUGAUGGAAUGCCUUGGACUUAUUAAAAUCCAUUCUCCAAUGAGGGCGGAUCCAAAUCGAGUUGUCAAGUGGGUCCCGAGCCAUAGUUUGAUUACUGCUGCUCGUAUUGCAUCAGAGAAGUUGUUAAGGAGAAUUGGAGCUGGAUCUUCGGAUCCACUAGCGGCAUGUUCGAUAAUCGAGAAGCAAAUCAAUGGAAAGUUUGGAGUGGAAUCGGGCUCGAGAAAAGCAGCCGUUGAACAUCACAAAUAUGUAAAAGGCACCACUAUGUAUCCUUUGGAACACAAUCCAGGGCAUGGUCUCCUCUGCACAGUGCCACAAAGAUUAUGAAACCGACUUUUUUUUAUUUAAUUUUUUUUUCUUUUUUUUUUUCUUUUCUAAAAAGAAGAUGAAGAAAUCGACUUGUCCGGGUUAUGUACUGUAAUUCUUUUUGAUAGGGAGAAAAGUGCCACUAAUUUUAUGAGGCCAAUUAUAUUCAUGUGCAGUUGUUGUAUAUGAUUCUGCAUGCAAACCAUUUUUUUGCUUCAAAGGGGUGCCAAAUGCUUUAUUUUCUUAAUUAAUUUAUGUGAGUA
Messenger RNA from Erythranthe guttata (spotted monkey flower), 1605 nucleotides. RefSeq names its product Glycosyltransferase family 29 (sialyltransferase) family protein. The record is from RefSeq and is a predicted model, not a curated record. NCBI's taxonomy places the organism in Eukaryota, Viridiplantae, Streptophyta, Magnoliopsida, Lamiales, Phrymaceae. Gene Ontology annotation, molecular function: sialyltransferase activity.